Thunnus maccoyii (southern bluefin tuna) is the source of this 2805-nucleotide messenger RNA. It is a transcript of the gene kifap3a, whose product is annotated as kinesin-associated protein 3a. Gene Ontology annotation, molecular function: kinesin binding. The record is from RefSeq and is a predicted model, not a curated record. Gene Ontology annotation, cellular component: axoneme; kinesin II complex; ciliary transition zone. NCBI's taxonomy places the organism in Eukaryota, Metazoa, Chordata, Actinopteri, Scombriformes, Scombridae. Bases 97 to 2562 code for a protein of 821 amino acids. Gene Ontology annotation, biological process: cilium organization; microtubule-based movement. The transcript has 21 exons.
GAUAAAUAACAUCCGCCCUGCCUGUCUCAGCAUCAGCUGAUACCGUUGUGGGAGGAAGAAAAAUCUGGUGUUGGCUUUCCUUCUUAUCUAAAAAAAAUGGACAAUUUGCAAGCAGGAGAUCCGCGAUACAUGACAAGGAGAGUGAAGGGAUGCACUCUGGACGUCCAUCCCACUGAGAAAGCCCUCGUGGUUCAUUAUGAAGUGGAGGCAACUAUCCUGGGAGAGCUGGGAGACCCCGUGGUUGGAGAGCGAAAAGAGUGUCAGAAAAUCAUUCGCCUGAAAAGCUUGAACGCCAACACCAACACGUCGUCUCUGGCUCGUAAAGUGGUGGAAGAAUGUCGGCUGAUUCACUCGUCUAAACUGCGCGAGGUGGAGCAGCUGCUCUUCUAUCUGCAAAACCGCAAACAGCCAAACGACAACCACGAGAGGAAACGCAUCUCACCUCGAGACUUCACGCCGUACGCAGGAGUGGAGCUGGACGAGGAGGCGAACAUCAGCAAAAUCGACGAGUACGUGGAGCUGCUGUAUGAAGACAUCCAGGAGAAGAUCAGAGGAGCGACACUCAUCUUCCAACUGGCUCGUAACCCGGACAACCUGGAGGAGCUCAUACAGAACGAGACGGCCCUCGGAGCUCUGGCCAGAGUCCUGAGGGAGGACUGGAAGCAGAGCGUUGACCUGGCAACGACCAUCAUCUACAUCUUCUUCUGCUUCUCCAGUUUCUCCCAGUUCCACGGCCUGGUCACACAUUUCAAGAUUGGGGCCCUGUGCAUGAACAUCAUCGAACAUGAGCUGAAGAGGUAUGACCUCUGGCAAGACGAGCUGCAGAAAAAGAAGAAGGCCUAUGAAGAAUCCACUGAGAACCAAAACCUGAAGAAAGAACAUGAGAAGUCUUUCAGAAAGUACCAGAGCCUUCUGACCAAGCAGGAGCAGCUUCUCAGAGUGUGUCUUUGUCUGCUGCUGAACUUGGCCGAAGACACCCGCACGGAGCUGAAGAUGAGGAACAAAAACAUCGUCCACAUGCUGGUGAAGAUCCUGGAGCGGCAGGACGAGGAGCUGCUGCUGGUGGUCGUCUCCUUCCUCAAGAAGCUCUCCAUCUUCCUGGAGAACAAGAACGACAUGGCUGAAACACUUGCCGUGGAGAAGUUAGCCCGGCUGGUUCCCUGUGAGCACGAGGAGCUGCUGAUCACCACGUCCCGCCUGCUGCUCAACCUUUCCUUCGACACGGCCCUGCGCAGCCAGAUGGUCCAGGCCGGACUGGUUCCCAAACUCUCCUCGCUGCUGGCUGACGAGGGCCAGAGACAGCUCAGCAUGUGCAUUCUGUACCACAUCAGCAUGGACGACAGAUUCAAGUCCAUGUUUGCCGACACAGACUGCAUACCGCAGCUGAUGAAGAUGGUGUUUAACUGUGUGGAGGAGAAGAUGGAUGUUGAGCUCAUCGCACUCUGCAUCAACCUGGCUGCUAACAAGAGUAACGCCCAGGUCAUCUGUGAAGGUAACGGUCUGAAGAUGCUGAUGAAGCGGGCGGUGAAACUGAAGGACGUUCUGCUGAUGAAGAUGAUCAGGAAUCUUUCUCAGCACAACGGACCCACCAAGAUCCUCUUCUUGGAUCAUGUCGGAGACCUGGCAGCUCAGAUCAGUGAGGACGAGGCUGAGGAGUUUGUGAUCGAGUGUCUGGGCACGUUGGCCAAUCUGACCAUCCCAGACCUGGACUGGGCGCUGGUGCUCAAAGACUACAACCUGGUGCCCUACCUGAAGGACAGACUCAAACCAGGUUCUGCUGAGGAUGACCUCAUCCUGGAAGUGGUGAUCAUGAUCGGUACCGUGUCCAUGGAUGACUCUUGUGCAGCCAUGCUGGCCAAGUCCGGCAUCAUUCCUGCUCUCAUUGAGCUGCUUAACGCCCAGCAGGAGGAUGAUGAGUUCGUGUGCCAGAUUGUCUACGUCUUCUACCAGAUGGUAUUUCACAAAGCUACCAGGGACGUCAUCAUCAAAGACACACAGGCCCCGGCUUACCUCAUCGACCUGAUGCACGAUAACAACGCAGAGAUCUGCAAAGUCUGUGACAACACGCUGGACAUCAUUGCUGAGUAUGAUGAGGAGUGGGGCAAGAAGAUCCAGAAUGAAAAGUUCCGCUGGUACAACGGCCAGUGGCUGGAGAUGGUGGAGAACCGUCAGCUGGACGAAGCAGGAACGCCCUUCCUGUACGGCGAGGAUGCAGAAUCCUUCAUCGGGAACGGAGACAUCCUGGAGAGACCAGACCUCUUCUACAGCGCAGAUGGGAUCAUCAGUCCUGACUUCUACACCGACUUCCAGAACGGAGAACUGGGACAGACUGGAUUCAUGGGCAGUAUGUCGGACCAGUUUGUCAUAUCAUCAGAUCGACCCGUCAGCGCCUACGGCUUCCGACCCGAUGAACAGUUCUUCUACAACUACGCCACUGCGUCCCGAUACUUUAACACAGGUAACAGGCACUUGGUGGAGCUCAGGUAUUCACAGACUUGGACCAGUCUCUACGGCAACCGCAUCCACAUGAAAGAGGCCAGUUUCCUUCAUGGUGGGAUCUAAGGCACGUGGAGGUACUGUGAAGGCACUUUGAAGAACUACUUCUUCAGUUUCCUUUUAAAAAAAAUUCCUUCACUAAGUCAAAAAAUAAUCAUGUUAAGGAUAAAUAAUAUUCCCAAACUAACAGCUUUAAAAAGAACUGGUCAGCGAUAUUGAUCGAGUUUAUCUGGUCUAAUAUAUUAAAACAUCUGUUAUACUGAUUUCUGAACAAACUAAAACUCACUGAUGAUUUAAGAUUUUUUUUUU